This is a messenger RNA of Hydractinia symbiolongicarpus, 4104 nucleotides long. RefSeq names its product NACHT, LRR and PYD domains-containing protein 3-like. The record is from RefSeq and is a predicted model, not a curated record. The transcript is spliced from 4 exons. Gene Ontology annotation, cellular component: cytoplasm. Gene Ontology annotation, biological process: positive regulation of inflammatory response. Lineage: Eukaryota; Metazoa; Cnidaria; Hydrozoa; Anthoathecata; Hydractiniidae. Bases 380 to 3946 code for a protein of 1188 amino acids.
UGCAGUUUUUACCCGAAGAUAACGUGAUAUUUCACGUGAUUUUUUUAACUUUACUAACCGCCUCGGAGACACGCGUAACUUCACUUAAAUCCAAGAAGAUCAAGAUUUUGUUCGAGCUUUCAGCCGAAACUAGAAGCUGUGUGUUCCACAGCUAAUAAACAUUACCAUUAUGUUAAAGACAAAUUUUAUUGUUAAAAGACAAUAAUGAAACGCUAGGAUUUUCCCAAAACAUUUGGGAAUACUUUCUUCGACUUUUUAUAAAGUUUGACGUUCUGUUACUGCCUCAAAAGAAGAUUUUAUACCAAACAGACAACAGUACAACUUUAGUGUGAUAUUAUAUUGGUAUUUACUUUGAACUAUUCCAACCGGACGUAUAGCUAUGGCGGCAGCAUCACAAGCUGGAGGGUCCACUCCACAAGAUGUAAUUAAUAAAAAUGAAUACCAAGUCAAACUGGUUGCUCUCAUCAACGAAUGCUGUGAUUAUUUACUAGAUAUGCUACAUGACCCGGGACGUGGUGACAUGCCAAAAGAUAAAGUAAAACUGUAUCAAGCAUUGAAACCAUUCGAGAAAAAAUUGCAAAAGCAUAAUUUAGAUAUUGCACUUCCAGGAAACGGGGAAACGGAUUCGAAAUCGUUUGAUAUCACAACUCUUUGUGAUAUAUUGAUAAAUUGCUGCCCAAAAAUAAAAAAACCAAAGGGUGGUUGGAAAAUCAAAGCACCAAAAGAAACUGAUUUAAGUGACGGUGCUGAAAUCAUUCGGAUCAGAAACGCAAGAAAUAGUGUUAUGCAAGCUAAAGCGCUAUCUGAGGCAAAAUAUGUUGAGUUAUGGGACGCAAUACAAGCAAUUUUACAUCGGAAUGGUUACGAUAUAAAAAAAAUAACUGACUUAAAAACGCUUUCCUUGAAAGAAUACUGUUUGAAAAAUGAAUUAUUUCAAAUUAAGUUACAAAAAGCAGAACAAGAUAUUAUAAAAGAUGAUGUAAAACAAAAUAAAGAAGAAAUUAGAGCAUUGAAGGAGGACUUUGAAACUUCAAAAAAAUCGAAAGAAUUCACAAAACUUGCAAGCCUGGAUGCUUUGAAGUUUGUUUCAAAAAUGAUUGGAAGUGAUUGGAAGGAACUGGCCAGGAGACUAAAAAUUAAAUUAAACGUCACUGUAGACAUAAAUGAUGAAAUUAAAAGAAAGAGACAUAGUGAAGACGAAAGUUCGGAAACAUCUAACAAGAAACAAAAGCUUGGCGAAGACAAGGUUGCCCAUAAGAACGAGGAAAAAUGUCCUAAUGAAGUUAACAUGAACAAAUGCUUUGAUAAUAUCAGAAGUGAAAUUCCAUGGGAUGAGCUGAAAAAUGAAUUAAAGUUAUUAGGGCGUCAGGAUAUUGUUAAUACAAUCACGUCAACAACGUGUUGUACGCGCGGGUUGAAAGAGUGCUCCAUAUCACUUAAGCAACAAUACAAGAAAGAAUUAUCGGAUUGGAAAAUGGCUUCAGCGUUUAAAACUGAAUGUGGUAGAAAAUAUACAAUCAAAGAUCGUAGUAAUGCUUAUGUAGAGUUGGUAGUAGGGUCAUGGAGUGAAACAUUUGCUAGCGAUCAAGAACACUUUAAAAAAAACAUUUCGUCACACAAAGAAAAAAUCGACAUAAAGAAUAUCGUUCAGCAAGGUGAUGAAGCCAUUUUAAUUAGAGGUAUUGCAGGUAUUGGCAAGACUUCGUUCGUGGAGAAUUUUGUUUUACAAUGGGCAAACGAGAACAUUUUGACAGAUAUUGACUUUGUGUUUAAAUUUACAUGUCGUGAGCUAAACGCGGUAGGAAAUAUCUCUAGCUGGGAAGAACUUGUGAAACGAUUUUUUCCAAACAUUGGCUAUUUUGAUGGGCUAUUUAAAAAUUUAAUUGAAAACAAUGCUAGAGUUCUCAUAAUCAUUGACGGUAUCGACGAAUUUCGAUACCUUAAUGAUCUAACCAAAUAUUCAGAGGGAAAAUUUGCACAAGAUUUUGUUUCCCUUAUUCACGAUGCAAUCGUCCAGAAGAUACCCCUACUUUCAAAGGGCAAAGUGAUUGUAUGCGGACGACCGCAGGCUUGUGAUGUCAUUAAAAACAUACUCCAAGAAAAGAAUUCGCAGCUUAAAUUAAUUGAAGUGUCCGGCUUUAGUGAGGACAACGUUGACACUUACAUUAGGAAAUUUUUCUUAUGUAAUGAAGAGAAAAUUAAUUAUUUGAAGACUGCCCUUAAUGAGAUUGAAAACCUUAAAUCCAUGGCUUAUAUACCUAUUUAUUUGUAUAUAAUAUGUACCGUUUUUAAUUCGGAACAGAAGCUGGAAGAACUAAAUACGAUCACAAAAUUGAACAUUGCAGCAUGCUUGGUAUUUUUGAUGGACCACAUGACCGAGUUUAAAGGAAAAAAUUGUGCGCUUAUUAAAUUAUCUGAGAGCGAACAUGUUUUACAGAUGAUUAAAAGCACUUCGGAAUUUGCGUUUAAGUCACUUGAGCAGCAAAGAAUUCUUUUCACACAAAAGGAAUUUGAAAAUGUAGAUAAGGAUUGCUUAAAAACUAUUGAAGAAUCUGGUAUCAUUGAAAAAGUUGAAGGGGAUGAUGAUGGUGACUUUUAUCAGUUCAAGCAUUUGGUUUUGCAGGAAUUUUUUAGUGCUGUUUACAUGUUUCUUGUUGGAAUUGAUGUUGAACCAGUAUCAAAACUUCCAAAUAUGAGGAAUUGUAUUCCGUUGUUGGCUGGGUUGUAUGGAUUACUGAACAGUUAUGAAAACGUCUCUCAGUAUAUCAAGAAAUUUGUUAUUGGUUUAAAUGCAUCACCUAGCGAUUUACCUGUCGAAAAUUUGUUCCAAUUCAACGAUAAAGAAAUUUUCCUGUCGAUUUACCACGAGUAUCGAGGUGAAGUUUCAGCAGAUGUUAUAAGACGUGUCUGGAAUUAUGCAUUUUUGCACAUAUCUUAUCAUCACACUUUUAGCCAGUUUAUUUUUUUUCUGAAGUCAAAAACAGUUGAUUUAGACUUACUAAAUAUCGAAUUUGAUAUGGUGGAUGGUCAAAUGAAAGAAAGUGAAAUUCAGAAACUAGUUUCUUCAAAUAGCAUAGAUAAAUUAGAAUUGAGGUUUUCUGGAACAUCUUUAAGUGUCUGGAGUGUAUCAUUACUUUCUGAGUGUAUUUCAAAUAGAUGUAAUGUUGUGAGCCUAUCUAUACAUGACGGAAAUUUAAGCGAUGAUCAUAUCGAAUGUUUACAAAGUUGUAUACCACAUUUAUAUAGUUUAGAUCUUUCGUGUGAUUUUGAAAUGACGCCAACCUCAAUGCAGUACUUAUCAAAAUCAAUUAAACAAGAUUUCGUAAAGUAUGGCCUUUCAAAAUUAAUUUUAAGCAAUUUGACUGAUGAGCAUAUCAAUAGUUUACGAUCUUGUAUACCAUGUUUAUCAACACUGCACCUGUGUGCAUGUUCAGAAAUGACUGUGUAUUCGAUGAAAUACAUAUCAGAUUCUAUUAUUCAAGCAGUUGAAGAAAACAAAAGCAACUUGGAAGAUUUAAAUUUAACCAAUUGCGAGUUAACUGAUAAUCAUAUAAAAUCUUUACAAAGUUGUAUACCAUAUUUAAAAGAGUUGGAUCUUUCUGAAAACGAUGCAAUGUCACCGGUUUCUAUGAAAUACAUAUCAGACGCCAUUACAGAAGCAGUUAAGAAAAACACGAACAAGUUGAAGGGAAUAGAUUUUAGUUACUGUGGCUUAAGUGACGACCAUAUCAAAAAUUUAUGUUCCUGUCUGCCAAAUUUUGAACGCGUGUAUCUUAGUGGCAAUAAAAAAAUAUCAACGAUUUCGCUAAAAUACAUAUCAAAUUCAGUUAUGGAAGCUGCAAGAAAAAAUGCAAAUCAUUUGAGUCGACUUAAUAUGUCUAGCUGUGGGCUAAAUGCUGAUGGCUGCGAAAGUUUGAAAUGUUAUAUACCAGACAUAACUUUUUAGUAAAGACAAAAGAUACACGUAAAGGACAUUAUAUUAUUUCAUUUUCUUGUUUAUGAAUUUUUGAAAGUUAAAUUUUGUUUAAUUGUAUUCUUUCAAACACUUUUAAGUCGUCUUUCGCAAGACGUCUGUUAGACGUUGACUAAAAGACGUUUGUUAGA